UUCUCGCCGGAUCUUCUCAGUGGGUCGCGAUUCCGAUCCGGCGGUAGCUUCUGCGAAGCACUGCUUUUCCUAGGGCUAGUAUUAUCGAAUUCUCAAGCUAAGUUGAGCCCGUGAGCUGACCUACUCGUCUGCGCGAAGCUAGAAUAGAGCAUCUUAGGCUACUAGCAAAUAUGUAAAGAAAAAAAACAACAGUCCAGUAUUAAAUGUCUAUGGCAGUUCGUAGAUACGUGAGCACCGUCACGCAACUAGAGACGAAAAUCUCAUCACCAUAGUGUAAACCGUUUGUUUACUCUUCAAAUCUAUCAAUGUUUCUCAGCAGGAAUUAGCACGCAAUUAAUACGUUGUACUACCUGUCAAGUUCACCUGAAUUCAGAUUAAAAAAACCAAUAGAUGACCGAAAUGUCAACUGAAUGGGAAUCGGAGUCAGAGAUCAAGAAACCCGUAAAGGAUGUGCCGGUAGUUCAAGAUCAAGGUCUUUUCAAACACGAUACUGGUGACACUUACGACGGAUACUUUGAAGCGAAAAAGAAAGAUCGAAGUGUUAAGAUGCAUGGACCAGGAGUGUACAUUACGGCUGAAGGGGACAGCUACAAGGGCGUUUGGGAGAACGAUCGUCUAGGAGCAAACGAUGAAGUAAUAAUACAUUUUUCUGAUGACGCGAGGUACGAAGGUCAAUUGAAAGAUUGGAGUUUCUGGGGUCCUGGAAAGUAUUACUAUCCGGAUGGAAGUGUUGUUCGUUGUGAUUUUAACGACAACUGUCCAGUUGGGAAUAUGGUAUUAAGUGAUCCAAACGGACAUGUCUGGCUUGGGAAAGCGGAGCUAGGCUGUGGAUGGUUCGGGCCAGUGAAUCAUUUUUAUGAGAUGUUGGAGAAAACACGGGACGUGUCUCGUAAGCACGUUCCAAAGAUGAAAGAGGAUUCCGUUAAAGCCCAGUUGCAGAAACCUAUAAAAGCUGAACAAUAAUGAUUUUAAUAGUAUCUCCAGAUAUUUACAGAUGUUUUAAAAAUUUGAAAUAAAUUUAAUUCGAAAGAC
Molecule: messenger RNA, 1032 nt
Organism: Bombyx mori (domestic silkworm)
Lineage: Eukaryota; Metazoa; Arthropoda; Insecta; Lepidoptera; Bombycidae
Exons: 3
Coding region: 391-963 (190 amino acids)
Source: RefSeq, a predicted model, not a curated record